CCGUUGUGCUUUGAAAGUGAUGUUUCGUGGAUCUAUAAUUGUGCAAUCAAUUAAAGUGUGGCGACCUAUGUCUGGAAGACAACACAGAUUUCUAACUGAAGUCUUUUUCAUCGUGAGCCUACAGUAACUGCUUUUCACACUUUAAGUUUAUCAUCACCCUAACGGAAUGUGCGUGCCUAUUUGUUUAACCAUUUGUCUACUUGACUUGGCUUCUCAUAUUAUCAUUUAUGGUUAUGCCAAUGGAGAAAAACAAGUUAUAUUCUAAGACGAACUACAAUUACGCACAAUUGGCACAUUCUGUCUUCAUGUUACGGUUAGUUAUGUGCAUUUAUCAAUAGACUACCGUGCACUUUUAUUUUGCAUUUAGGAACUAGAAACAUUUCCCAAUUGCUAUUUGAGCCUAAUUCAAGUAUUAUACUUGUCUGUUUUUGGCGUUGCUAUGUUGACCAAAGGACUGAAAAGUCAGGUGUGAAAUUCAAUGCAAGCUGUGGACACGCUGAAAAGGUGGUUGUAUGUGCGUGCUCGCUGUGGCUGGGGAGGAUAAUUUUGUAGUCCCCCCUUGUGGUGAGAGUGAGAACACUGUUUCAGAGGGGUGUGGUACAAACCAUUUAAAUCCAUUUAAAACCACCCCAGGCUGAGACAGGCUGCAAGCUCGUACUCUGCCGCACUUAACUUUAUUUUCGUUCUUAUUGGACUACUAGGAAUACGUACACUCGCCAUUCAUUAGGAAACAAGGGAAUAUUUACAAACCAAACAACAAAAGUAUGGAUGACGACGGUAUCAACGAGAAGGCAUUUGAUGAUGUUCACACGAAGGAAAUCGACCUGGUCAAUCGGGACCCCAAGCACUUAAACGACGAGGUUGUAAAGGUGGACUUCGAGGACGUGAUCGCAGAGCCCCCGGGGACGUACAGCUUCGACGGCGUGUGGAAGGCGAGCUUCACCACCUUCACCGUGACCAAGUACUGGUUCUACCGGCUGCUGACGGCGCUGGUGGGCAUCCCGCUGGCGCUGGUGUGGGGCAUCUUCUUCGCCAUCCUCUCCUUCCUGCACAUCUGGGCCGUGGUGCCGUGCGUCAAGAGCUACCUGAUCGAGAUCCACUGCCUGAGCCGGGUCUACUCCAUCUGCAUCCACACCUUCUGCGACCCCUUCUUCGAGGCCGUGGGCAAGUGCUUCAGCAGCAUCCAUGUGCGCACCACCAAGGAGGUGUAGGAGGAGGAGGAGGAGGAGGAGGAGGAGGGGGGC
Molecule: messenger RNA, 1244 nt
Organism: Anguilla rostrata (American eel)
Lineage: Eukaryota; Metazoa; Chordata; Actinopteri; Anguilliformes; Anguillidae
Product: caveolin-1-like
Exons: 2
Coding region: 765-1211 (148 amino acids)
Biological process (GO): caveola assembly; negative regulation of protein tyrosine kinase activity; regulation of cytosolic calcium ion concentration
Cellular component (GO): Golgi apparatus; focal adhesion; cytoplasmic vesicle
Molecular function (GO): molecular adaptor activity; transmembrane transporter binding; protein kinase binding
Source: RefSeq, a predicted model, not a curated record